Molecule: messenger RNA, 1112 nt
Organism: Jaminaea rosea
Lineage: Eukaryota; Fungi; Basidiomycota; Exobasidiomycetes; Microstromatales
Product: cyclophilin-like protein
Exons: 3
Coding region: 10-1017 (335 amino acids)
Biological process (GO): protein peptidyl-prolyl isomerization
Cellular component (GO): intracellular membrane-bounded organelle
Molecular function (GO): peptidyl-prolyl cis-trans isomerase activity; protein binding
Source: RefSeq, a predicted model, not a curated record
GAGAAGUUCAUGAUCCAGGGUGGGGAUUUCACAAAUGGUGACGGGACGGGCGGUGUGAGCAUCUAUGGCGAGAAGUUCGCCGACGAGGACCUUACAGGCAAGCACGACCGCCCCUUCCUUCUCUCGAUGGCCAACGCCGGGCCCAACACCAACGGCUCCCAAUUCUUCAUCACCACCGUACCCACGCCCCAUUUGGACGGCAAGCACGUCGUCUUCGGCCGUGUGCUCGCGGGCAAGGACGUGGUUAGGCAGAUUGAGAAGACGCAGAAGGGCGCCAAUGACAAGCCCGUCAAGGCCAUCACGAUUGAGAGUGCCGGAGAGCUGCAGAGGAGUGAAGAGGAGAAUGGGUGGGGAAUUGAAGCUGAUGCGUCGGGUGACAAGUACGAAGAGUUCCCUGAGGACAGGGAGACGGAGAAUGUCGAGGAGAGCCCGGAAAUUGCUCUGCGCAUUUCGCAAGAGCUCAAGUCCAUGGGCGGCACCCUCUUUGCCUCUGGCUCCUACGGCCCUGCCCUUGCCAAAUUCACAAAAUCGCUCCGCUACCUCAACGUCCACCCCGUCCUACCCGACACGCACGACAGCAAAGCCAAGCCAGAGUUCGCCAGAGAGUACACGCAGUUGAAGGCGGCCUUGUACCUCAACUCGGCGCUCUGUGCUCUCAAGAUGGCGGAGGCGGCUGCCGGUGACGUUAAGAAGGAAGGCGCGCAAGGCGAGGCAAAGGCUCAUGCCCGCCAGGCAGAGGACAGUGCGAGUAGCGCCAUCUCCGUCGUAGAGUCAUACCACGUCCCUGGGUCUGCCACUUCAUCGAAGGACGACGCCGACCUGGCAAAAGCGUACUACCGUCGAGCUCUCGCUCGCUCACGUCUGAAUGACUUUGAAGGGGCAGGCAGUGAUCUGACCGACGCUGCGAGGGUGCAGCCUAACGAUGCCGGUAUCAAGAGGGAGAAGGUCAAGUUGGAGGAGGCAAAGAAGGCGCAGAAGGAGAGGCAGAGGAGGCAGUACGCCAAGAUGUUCGGGUGAGCUCGGGUUUGGGUGAGACAGAGGGUGACAAAUGAGGGAGCCAGGUGUCGAGUCUAAUAGAAGCGAGCAAAAAUCAAUCUCUUACAUCACACGCC